GUUCAGCCUGAUGCCACCGCUGAAAUGGAUAGGGACUGGAUGCAUAUGGUGAAUCGCGCUAGUCUACAUUUGACUAGACUGAGGCAGAUGAAUGCAGCAAGGACUGCGGGAAAUGAUCAACAUGUUGCAGGACGACAAACUGUUGAAGUGGCUGGUGAAAGACUUGGUGUGAGCAGUGUAGACGAUCGUUCAAUGGAGACGACCUAUGGAACAGGAAUUCCAACUACAACUACGUCCUCCAGAUGUUCCAGUCCUACUGAUACUUCUAGCGAUUUUGGACUGUCUGCAUCCACUGAUUCGACCGCGAGUCCCUCAAUGAGAAGCACUACAACUACCUUCGACUUCCAUUCCCCAAGCCCGAGCACUUCUGCAAGUUCUUGGGUACGAGAAGAUCGCGGUGUGCCUCCAGUUAGAAUGCCUCCUGGGGGUGUGGAUAUUGACACUUUUCGCGUUGCAGAGUUGCGACGAAUAGCGGAGAGUAUUUUAAGGCUAGCCAAUCAACUCUGGAAGGACCAUCCGAUUAUAUAGAGUUAGUAAAAACUAUCUAUGCUGUAAGUGGAUUCUAAAUCUUCCGAAAUUAAUGGACUAAAAAAAUAAUACUUAUGCUAAAUGGAUUGAUUCAUUCCCCUUUGAAGUCAAAAAGAAGAUUUUAAGGGAAGAAAAGGGAGCCCGUUCAGGCAGGAAAAGUGAUUGACUGGCGCUAAGUAUAGCGGAAGCGCAUGAGGCUGAGAGUUCAGCGAGUGCGUCUGGAAUAUUUGGAGGUGGUUUGUGCUCUUCGAAUUCAUCUUUCACGAGUACUUCUGCUUCUCCUAGUAAUGGCGUGUCCUCGUCACAACUGGGUAGUUCAGCUUUUUCUGGUGGAGUGGUCACUGCAGACCAUACUACAUCUUAUCUUCAUACAAUGAACAUGAAUGAUAGCAGGAUGAUGAACA
Molecule: messenger RNA, 932 nt
Organism: Amoebophrya sp. A25
Lineage: Eukaryota; Dinophyceae; Syndiniales; Amoebophryaceae
Source: the annotation of a GenBank genome assembly